Molecule: messenger RNA, 993 nt
Organism: Eimeria mitis
Lineage: Eukaryota; Apicomplexa; Conoidasida; Eucoccidiorida; Eimeriidae
Exons: 4
Coding region: 1-993 (330 amino acids)
Source: RefSeq, a predicted model, not a curated record
AUGCAUCAGCACCAUCAUCAUCAGCAGCAGCAGCAGCAGACGAUGCAGCAGCAGCAGCAGCAGCAGCAGCAGAUGGUAUAUUCACAAAUAGCCAUCAAACAACAACAGCAGCAGCAACAGCAGCAGCAGCAGCAGCAGCAGCAGCAGCAGCAAAUAGAAACAAAUCAUUUACAUGUAAAUACAAAUACAACAACUUCAGCAGCAGCAGCUGCUGCAGCAGCAGCAGAUGCAGAAGCAGCAGCUGCUGCUGUUGCAGCUGCAGCCGCUGCUGCUGCUGCUGGUGCUGCUGGUGAUGCUAGUGAUGGGCCUGGAGCUGCACCUGCUGCUGCUGCUGCUGCAGCUUCAGCUCGUCCUGCUGCUGCAGCACCAGCAGCAGCAGCAGAAGCAGGUUGUCCUGCUGCAGCAGCAGUUGAAUUUGAGGCUCUUAUUCAGGCCUUGGCCCUCUCCUUAGAUGCACCAAUAAACAGCAGCAGCAGCAGCAGCAGCAGCAACAGCAGCAGCAGCAGCAACAGCAGCAGCAGCAGAAGCAGAGAGGUAAGGAGAUAUGUUGCUGCUGCUCCAACUGCAGCAGCAACAACCAGAAGCAGAGAGGUAAGGAGAUAUGUUGCUGCUGCUCCAACUGCAGCAGCAACAACAAGCAGAGAGGUAAGGAGAUAUGUUGCUGCUGCUCCAACUGCAGCAGCAACAACAGCAGCAAAAGCAGCAGCAGCAGCAGCAGCAGCAGAAGUUGAUGAUAAAGAGGGGGUGCUUAAUUGUCUCCCCUCCAUUGCAGCAGCGAGACAGAGGAGACUGCAGCAGCAGCAGCAGCAGCAGCAGCAGCAGCAGCACCAAAAGCAGCAGCAGCACCAGAAGCAGCAGCAGCACCAAAAGCAGCAGCAGCAGCAGCAGCAGCAGCAGCAGCAGCAGACAGACUCUGAGCCGCUGCUGCUGCAGGGCGCUGACUCCUCAGACUUCGCCGAUGACUUCACAGCCAGUCAGAGCACACACAUAUAA